AUGCUGGGCAGCAGUGUGUGGGCCUGCGGGGCCCGCCCCUGUGCUUGGCAGCCCAUGCAGCCCAGGGCCUCCACCGGCCGGCACACAGCUGCGAUCAAUGCGUUCAAGCAGCACGAAUUGGGAGGAAUGCGCCUGACAGUUUCUGGCCGCCAGGGUGUCCGGAACCGGCUGGCCGUUGUUCACGUGGCGGCCAGCACUGCUGCGGAGCCGGGCACGUGCAGUGGCAGCUCGGUGCUGGUGGCGGUCAAGGUCCCAGACUGUCCCCUGCAGUUUGGCGAGCAUCUGCGGCUGGUGGGCAGCUGCGCGGAGAUGGGAGGCUGGGAUGCAAAGUCGGCACCAUCGCUGGACUGGCAGGAAGGCAACAACUGGGUUGCCGAGCUUGCGCUACCGCCGGGCGAGCACUUGUUCAAGCUGGUCAUCAUGCGCAGUGAUGGCGAGCAACAGUGGGAGGACGGCAACAACCGCGAGCUGCCAGUGGCUGUGGCUGCCGCGCCUGCCGGCAGCCCAGCCCUGCGUGCCACCUGCCACUUUGGCGACACGACCGACAUGAACCUGGCUGAACUUGCACCCAAGGCUGCCAUGGCGGAGGCCUCUGCGACCCUCCCCACUCCCGAGCCACUCCCCAGCGUGGUGGGUGGGACGCCCAUGGCAAGCAGCUCGUCCCCGGACUCCGCCCUUGAAGCCCCCGUGCAGCCAGACGGCACCAGCCGCAAACCCACAGCCGUGAAUGGGGAUGGUCCGGGUGCGCCACAUCCCUUGCCAUCCUUGAAGGACGUCAGCCCCAUGGGUCCUGAUGCCAAGGAUGAGGCAUCAGGCGUCGACGGGAAACGCUGGGCCACCCAGCAGCAGGAGAUCAUUGUGGAGGAUGAUGUCAAGCGGCAGCAGCAGGCCGCCAAAGAGCUCGCCGAGUCGCAGCGGCAGAGCCAGGCGGCAACCACAAGCAAGGCGAUGACGGACGGCAGGUCGCAGGCAUGGGGUCAAACCACUUCCAAAAGUGGCUUGCUGCCUGUGCUCCUGCCUCUCUGCGCCGGCGGCCUGUUUGUUGGCAUCGCUGCCCUCAACGCAGUCCCAGGGCUGGAGCUGCCAAGCGUAAUGGCAGGCGGCAGCGUGGGUUUGAAUGAGCUCAGCAUCACUACGGCUGGCGCACUGACGGCCCUCCAAAAGAGCGCGACGGAGCUGUCUUCAAGUGUGGACUUGAGCGGCCUGAGCAGCAGCGCUGCUGACGCACUGACGCGCCUCCAGACGAGCGCAGCUGAGCUGUCAUCGAGCGUGGACGUGAGUGGCCUGAGCAGCAGCGCGGCGGGCGCACUGACGCGCCUCCAGACGAGCGCAGCUGAGCUGUCAUCGAGCGUGGAUGUGAGUGGCCUGAGCAGCAGUGCAGCUGGCACACUGUCGGCCCUCCAGACGAGCGCAGCUGAGCUGUCAUCGAGCGUGGACGUGAGCGGCCUGAGCAGCGGUGCAGCUGGCGCACUGACACGCCUCCAGACGAGCGCAGCUGAGCUGUCAUCGAGCAUGGACGUGAGUAGCCUGAGCAGCGGUGCAGCUGGCGCACUGGCGGCCCUCCAGAAGAGUGCUGCUGAGCUGUCUUCAAGCGUGGACGUGAGCGGCCUGAGCGACAGCGCGGCUGACGCUUUGACGCGCCUCCAGACGAGCGCAGCUGAGCUGUCAUCGAGCAUGGACGUGAGUAGCCUGAGCAGCGGUGCAGCUGGCGCACUGGCGGCCCUCCAGAAGAGUGCUGCUGAGCUGUCUUCAAGCGUGGACGUGAGCGGCCUGAGCGACAGCGCGGCUGACGCUUUGACGCGCCUCCAGACAAGCGCAGCCGAGCUGUCAUCGAGCGUUGACGUGAGCGACGUGAGGAGCAGCGCGGCUGGCAUAGUAGCGAACCUCCAGAAGAGCGCUAUCGAGCUGUCUUCAAGUGUGGAUGUGAGCAGCCUCCAGCAGAGUGGCAAGGGGCUGUUGACUGCCUUCGAGGCCAGCUCCAAUGAUGUGUUGGCAAAUCUGAAGGCCAACUCGGCCGCCUUGCAGGAGAGCCUGGCUCAUGGCCUCUCCAGCCUGCUCAAGUGA
Chlorella variabilis is the source of this 2064-nucleotide messenger RNA. RefSeq lists its product as hypothetical. The transcript has 5 exons. The coding region runs from base 1 to 2064 and encodes 687 amino acids. NCBI's taxonomy places the organism in Eukaryota, Viridiplantae, Chlorophyta, Trebouxiophyceae, Chlorellales, Chlorellaceae. The record is from RefSeq and is a predicted model, not a curated record. Gene Ontology annotation, molecular function: starch binding. Gene Ontology annotation, cellular component: membrane.